AUGGCAAACGAGCCCAGGGCUUCCGAUUAUUAUGCAAUCCUGGGACUGGAACAAUAUCGACGUGCCGGAGAACUGGAACUCGAGGUCAUCAAGCGUGCGUAUAGGCAGACACUCUUGAAGUUCCAUCCCGACAAGAGUGCCCCCGCACAACUAGUCGAAAUGGAAACCGAGAAAGCAGACCAUUUGACAGUAGACGAAAUCUCACUCGCAUACAAGACCCUGUCUGAUCCGAAGCUCCGAGCUGAGUAUGAUCAGCUCAUCGCAGAGCCUGUCAAGGCUACUUCGACCGGCGAGCGAAUUCAUCGGACAGGCCUCGAGACUGUCGAUCUUGACACACUGGACUAUGACGAAGAACUUCAAGCGUGGACCCGCGCCUGCCGAUGCAGCGAUACUCUGGGCUUCGUGGUUACGGAGACCGAAUUAGAAUUGAAUAUCGACGUCGGCGAGCUCACGGUGGGUUGCAAAGGCUGUAGCCUUUGGCUCAGGGUGUUGUUCAGCGUCGAAGAUGAUGGAUGA
Molecule: messenger RNA, 516 nt
Organism: Recurvomyces mirabilis
Lineage: Eukaryota; Fungi; Ascomycota; Dothideomycetes; Mycosphaerellales; Teratosphaeriaceae
Gene: DPH4
Product: Diphthamide biosynthesis protein 4
Exons: 1
Coding region: 1-516 (171 amino acids)
Source: RefSeq, a predicted model, not a curated record